This is a messenger RNA of Ixodes scapularis (black-legged tick), 4009 nucleotides long. RefSeq names its product BTB/POZ domain-containing protein 6-B (gene lute). Gene Ontology annotation, biological process: neurogenesis. The record is from RefSeq and is a predicted model, not a curated record. The coding region runs from base 235 to 1824 and encodes 529 amino acids. The transcript has 3 exons. Lineage: Eukaryota; Metazoa; Arthropoda; Arachnida; Ixodida; Ixodidae. Gene Ontology annotation, cellular component: cytosol. Gene Ontology annotation, molecular function: protein binding.
CGCGAGGAGCCAGCGGUGCACUCUGGGAAGCUUUCAAACACAACAGAAACAGCAGACGAGAAAGCAAAGCACUACACAAAACCAGCUUCAGCGAGGAAGAAAAAAAAAAAAAAAAAAGGAAAAGGGUCUCGUCCUCUUUGGCGUCAAACGUCAGGGUACCAUCAACCCAUUUUCUUCAUUUAUGGAUUACCGCGGAUAACCGAGCCGUUUCGAUCAGUCCCGGAGUACGUUAGGAUGUCGGCGAAGGCGACGAGACGCCGCGAAGACUCCAACAACAGCAUCACCACGGCCAAGCAAUGGAUUUUUCUCGGCCAGCAGACGAGCUCGGCCGGCUCUACCCCGUCCCCCACUAGCCCCACGCCCCCGCAGCAGCAGCAGCAGUCGUCCUCCCCGCCCCCGUACUCGGCGUCCCCGCCCCCCGCCUACCUGCAGUGCCCCAGCCCGCCCCCGCUGCCCUCCCGCCCGUCCCCCCAGGGGGCGGAGCCCCUGCGCCUGGGGCCGGGCCAGACCCGGGACCCCAACUGGCAGGCGACCAAAGGCAGCGUGCGGGAGCGCAACGCGGCCAUGUUGCGCAACGAGCUCAUGAGCGACGUGCGCUUCCUGGUGGGGCCUAAGGGGGCCGCCCAGAGCGUGCCCGCUCACAAGUAUGUGCUGGCCACAAGCAGCUCCGUCUUCUACGCCAUGUUCUACGGGGGACUCGCCGCACCCCCGGGCCAGGACAUCGAGAUCCCGGACGUGGAGCCGGCGGCCUUCCUCGUCCUCUUACGGUACCUGUACUGCGACGACAUUGCCCUGGAGGCUGACACGGUGCUGGCCACCCUGUAUGCGGCCAAGAAGUACCUGGUACCGCACCUGGCCCGCGCCUGCGUGGCCUACCUGGAGACGAGCCUGACCGCCCGCAACGCCUGCGUGCUGCUCUCCCAGAGCCGCUUGUUCGAGGAGCCCGCUCUGGCGCGCCGCUGCUGGGAGAUCAUCGACGCCCAGGCCGAGCUGGCCCUCUCCUCCGACGGCUUCCCCGAUGUCGACCGCCCCACCCUCGAGGCUGUGCUCUCCCGCGAGUCCCUCAACGCCCGUGAGUCGGCAGUCUUCCGGGCUGCCCUCGCCUGGGCCGCCGCCGAGUGCACCCGGCGCGGCCUCGACCCCUCGCCCGAGAACCGCCGCGAGUGCCUCGGCCCCGCGCUGCACUUGCUCCGCCUGCCUGCCAUGUCCCUGCAGGAGUUCGCCGAUGGGGCUGCGCAGUCCGGCGUGCUCACGCUCCGCGAGACGGCCGACCUCUUCCUCCACUUUGCGGCGAGCCGCAAGCCCGCGGUGCCGUUCCCCUCGCAGCCGCGUGCGGGACUGCCUGCCCGCUCCUGCCGCCGCUUCCAGUCGUGCGCCUACCGCAGCAACCAGUGGCGCUACCGGGGACGCUGCGACAGCGUCCAGUUCUGCGCCGACCGCCGCGUGUUCCUCGCGGGCUUCGGUCUCUACGGCUCGAGCAGCGGGGCCUGCGAGUACCGCAGCCGCAUCGAGCUCAAGAGGGGCGGAAAGGCGCUCGCGCACUGCGACACCCGUUUCCACUCGGAUGGGUCCAGCUCCACCUUCCGGGUGUACUUCGAGCACCCCGUGCAGAUCGAGGCGGACACCUACUACACCGCCUCGGCCGUGCUCGAGGGCUCCGAGCUCAGCUACUUCGGGCAGGAGGGCAUGAGCGAAGUGACCGUCGGCUGCGUCACCUUCCAGUUCCAGAGCUCGUCGGACAGCACCAACGGCACGGGCGUGCAGGGGGGCCAGAUACCCGAACUCGUCUUCUACGGAUCGGCCGAGUCUGCCGAGCCGGCCUAGUCCGCGUGGGCGGCCCCCGAGGUUGCGCGAAGGGUGGUGGACUUUCUCUCGGGGGUGGCGCGCGCCUGGCUCUGGGCAGUCGCGAGGUCGCGGCGCUCCUCCCCUUCUCCCCCCGCCGUGGGGGAGAGGUCGUGAGGAUGCCCUCCGAGCCUACGACCGGACUUUUCUCUCCUCCCGGCAGUGAAGUGCUCGUCGCCCGACGGUCUGGUGUUUCUGGUUGGCGAACGAGUCUGCGUCGCUUCCGCCGUCGACGCAAAUGAACUGGUGCGUGCUUUCAAAGUAUGGUUGCCGGCUCCAGGCUUUUUGACUCUUCUUAAGGUAUGGUUCAACCUUGCAUUUUUCGGUUAGAACUCGGGAUCGCGCGUGUUACCCGCGACGGUGACUUGGCUCUUUCUGAGAAACGGUUUCUUUUUCCUUCAGCUCCUUCCUAUGCAAAUGCGGCCUAGAUUUUCGCUGCCGCUACGUAAUAAACGGAAAGACACGACUCAAAAUGUAAACUGUGCGUCUGUCAUGAACGUUUGAGAGAUUUUUGACUCUGCACCGUACGUUGCAGUCAUUUCGUUACCAAUAUUCGAGAGAAGUGAGAAACAAUGUUAGGAUCGUUAAUUAUUUCUGCAAACAAUCUUUCUAAAGGCGGACCAUGUUAAAAACAAUAUUAGAAAGGUGACACGGUUAACCGAACCGUGUCGUCAAACAUUUAGAGGAAAGAAUGCUCGAGGAAACCGUUCUCGGCACGAUGCGUCGCAUUCAUUCUCUUUCUAAACGACCAUCUACGUCCAUAAGUAAGAAGCAGCUUUCGCCUGCUUUCUUGAUAUCGACGAGCGUCGAGUUCACUGCAAGCUUGGAGAAACGAGUUAACACAGUCCGUAGAAAAAAAAAGGGAGGGGUGCAUUUGCCACGUCUGUUCCGAGGCUGGCCACUUGCCACGAUUGGGUGCCGCCUAGAUUUGCGCAUCAAAUCGCGGACGGUUAUGGCCCUCCCCCGCAAGACCAUUCCCGACAUUUCCGGGUGCAGCUAAUCUCUCACACCGCUGUGUUCAAGUCGCCGGCUGUGCGCAGAACUUCGCAGCUACACGUUUUGGCUACGCCCGUAUGCGCUCCACCGCGAGCGUAAUACGAAGCCGUUGCUCACUCUUUCUAAUCUUCUAACCGGUAGAAGGCGGAGCGCCUUCUGGCGGCGUCACGUAGCUUCCCCCGUCCUUUCUUUUUCAUAUUCGAAGCCUGCUUGCUACGGCCCCCCAUUCAAAGUGGCAAUCACGUGCUUGUCCUUAGCGUAGCACUCUGUCCGCUGUCCCUAGGCUAUAAAAGUAAAGAGAACAACUAAGACGAGAGCCACGGAACAUUACCAGAAUACCGCGGAAGAAAAUGCAGCCGGCCAAUCGGUCGGCAGAGGGAGCAUUGGUGCGUAGCACGCGGCAUCGUCCGUCAAAUUAUUUAUGCUAAUUUAGGUCGGUGCCGGUUUUGCGAGUCAGCAGAGCCGACAAAACAAGGUACACGAUCGCAUAGCUUGAAUCUGUCACGUGCUAAUUUAUCUCGAAAUGGAGAAAACCUUGUUGCUAUUGAGUCGAACACGAUUUGCUCUUAAUGCCAACUUUGCACGUUUAUUGCAGUCUCUGUUUUUAGGGAAAAGCUUGGUCAGCAGUGUACGUAGCACUGCUGGGAAGCCCAGGAUUCUCACUGAUGUUCCGACUUUUUGUUUCCGCCGCCUAGGCAGUAGUGCACUGUGAAUACUCUGUGGCUCUGGUUGAAACACGGCAGGGUGUGCGACAGCUGGAUCGACGGCACGGCAAGACACUUCGCAACUCUGCUAGAGCGGGCAUUUGAGGGCGGCAUAACCAUUUCAUUUAUUUAGAAUAUAUCUCUAAUCUUAACCAAAAACAACCGCAACUGCAUGUCAAGUUCUGCUGCAUUCGGCCAGUGUUGAAAGAAUGAAAUAUGACGGCACAAAGUAACCAGACAAGUCGUAACCGCUCCCACGUGGGUGUCGUAAGAUGGCCGCCCUAGAUUCUGCGAAACUUGCCGUCCCUUUGACCCGACGCUGCGCGUCUGCUCGACGUGCUGAAGCGGUGGAUGUCCCCGCGGUCCCAUUUACCUAUGCACCGACGAUUUGACGAUGUGGCUAUAAUAGGCGAGGACUGAAGCCGAUUCCGAGACAAUGCAAUAAAGCUUGUACAGAAUGUCUACGA